Molecule: messenger RNA, 5870 nt
Organism: Anolis sagrei ordinatus
Lineage: Eukaryota; Metazoa; Chordata; Lepidosauria; Squamata; Anolidae
Gene: TCF7
Product: transcription factor 7
Biological process (GO): regulation of transcription by RNA polymerase II; canonical Wnt signaling pathway
Cellular component (GO): beta-catenin-TCF complex; chromatin
Molecular function (GO): DNA-binding transcription factor activity, RNA polymerase II-specific; RNA polymerase II cis-regulatory region sequence-specific DNA binding
Source: RefSeq, a predicted model, not a curated record
UCCCUCCUCUCCGCCUGGGUCCCCCUAAUUGCCGCCUUUGGUGGAGGGGCAGGAGGUGCAAGCCCGCUCGAGUCCCUCGUUCCUCUCAGAAGGCGCAGGAGGGUUGGAGAGACAGGGAGAGGGCAGAGAAGGAGGAGAGGACGACCCCCGGCUCCCCUUGUCCGCCCCGCCCCACAAGUUGGCCGGAGAAAGAGAGCGGGAGCCCCCGGCAGCAUGCCUCAGCUCAACAGCGGCGUCGGCGACGACUUGGGCGCCAACGACGAGAUGCUGGCCUUCAAGGACGAGGGCGAGCAGGAGGAGAAGAGCCAGGCCAGCGCCUUCCCCGAGGGGGGCGACCUGGCCGACCUCAAGUCCUCCCUGGUCAACGAGUCCGAGGGCGCCCCCAGCGCCAACCCCGGCGCCCCCAACGCCCCUCCGGCCGACCCGGGAGCCCCGGGCGAGGCGAUCCGGCGCUUGCAAGAUCCUCAGCGGGUCUACCCGGAGAAGCUCCCGGAUCACAUGGAAGAGGGUUUAAAACAUCAAGAUCCAGGGAUGUACAAAGGAUCGGCUUACUCUGGAUACCCUUUCGUCAUGCUGUCUGACCCUUACUUGCCAAAUGGAUCGAUGUCACCAUUGUCCAGCAAGGUGUCCGUUGGCCAGCCAUCCCAUGGCGUCCAUCCACUCACUCCACUCAUCCCGUACAGCAAUGAGCAUUUCAGCCAUGGCUCCCAUUCACCACACUUGCCAGCUGACAUCAGCCAGAAACAAGGUGUCCACCGCCCUUCUCAAACGUCAGAUAUUUCUGGUUUCUAUUCCCUCCCUGCCAGUGGGGUUGGACAGAUAACACCUUCUAUGGGAUGGCAAAGCCAGCCUGUCUGUCCUUUCCAGUCAUGUGGAUUUAGACAGCCCUAUACAUCGGCGCUCUCAGCUGGGGCUACUUUCUCUAGGAUCACACAUCCCUUGAUGCUUGGCUCUGGAAUGCACACAACAGGAAUCCCACACCCAGGCAUCACAUCUCCCUCUGGGAAACAAGAAAUGGAUCAUUAUGACCGAAGCAUGAAAUCACAACCAGAACCAAAGAGAGAGAAGGAAGCCAAGAAGCCAACAAUUAAGAAGCCAUUGAAUGCUUUUAUGUUGUAUAUGAAAGAAAUGCGGGCAAAGGUCAUUGCCGAGUGCACCUUGAAAGAAAGCGCUGCUAUCAAUCAGAUUUUAGGAAGGCGGUGGCACGCAUUGUCACGGGAGGAACAAGCCAAAUACUAUGAACUGGCCCGCAAGGAGAGGCAGCUUCACAUGCAGCUCUAUCCAGGCUGGUCUGCAAGAGAUAACUAUUCUUCUUCAGGCUCUUCAUCCCGUGAUCACACAAAGUAUAACUCAGGGCCCCUGGAAUUCAGCAGUACUUCUGGGCCGAUUUCUGCAGCAAGGGGGAAAAAGAAAAGAAGAACAAGAGAAAAGCAGCAAGACUCAAAUUCAGAUCCUGCCUCUCCUAAGAAAUGCAGAGCUCGCUUUGGCCUCAACCAACAAAUGGACUGGUGCGGCCCAUGCAGGAGGAAAAAGAAGUGCAUUCGGUACCUACAAGGAGAAGGACGCUGUGCCAGCCCAGUUUCUUCCGAUGGAAGUGCUAUAGAUUCCCCUCCUUCCCCUUCGGAUGUGCUUCAGGGCACACCUUCCUCUUUCCCUCCAGACAAGCUUGCAGCCCCUGUGGAUUUGACACCCCAAAACCAAGCUGACUCUUUCCCCGUAUCUGCGCCUAUCGAAACUGCUACAAGCACAUCAGGACGUAUUUCUAAAUGCUCAGUGGUGCCUCGUAUACCUGCCGCAUCCAGAGAAUCCUCAGGGUACAGUGUGCUAUCAAUAGGAACAUAGCGCCAGCACAGCAGCAACCAUCAGCAAGGCUCAUCCUGCACUUUGAAGAGUGGUUUUGCUGCCUAGAGAAGCUACCCAAAGCCAUCCCCAGCCUCCCAUCACACCCACCAGCUGCAAUCUCCGAGCCAGGUGAAAGCCAAGUCAAUAUUUGGACAACACUGCUGCACUGAAAGUGCUUUUCACUGAAACAAGGACGGUAGAUACCCCUCUUCACAGCGUAGGAAUGAGGACUCAAACUUGAUUCUGGUCAGUAAGCGAUUUCUGUUUCUUCUACCAAACAAGCUAAAUGCAAAACAGCACAUGCAAAUUUGUAAAUAGUAGCCUGAGAGGUGCUAUACAUGUUAGACAUUCAUUUUUGUUUCUCAGUGAUAGGUUUCAGUCACUCAGUAAAUAUAUAGGGAUGCCAGAACUGCUGAAAAAGUGAGUUCUCCCCCACCCCAAAAGCAGUAGGCAGAUGUAAAAUGUGGAUUCUAUUACUAUGCUUCACAAAUAGGAAAAACUGCUGAUUCUACGCAACUGUUUUGUUUCAUAGCUGCAAUAAGAGUUAGAUAUACCAGCAGCAUAAAAAUAGGAACUAAGUGAUAAAAGAUGUACUGCCUGCUUUAAGAUCUGGAAAGUAUCCUGUUUAUACACAAAGAUCACAGAUACUUAGAGGCAAGAGCUGUAUGCAUUCCAUUCAUUUAGGGGGGGAAAGAAAUAUUUAUGGUAACGAAAGCUGAACUAUGCCAUGUUUUAGGUGUGUGAAAGUUGCUUAUUCUGAUUCUGCUAGUCAAGGGAAGCUAACAAUUACUGAAGCCAAUCAGAGGUGGAGCAUGCCAAAGUCAAAUCACAAAUAAUCUUAGUGAUGUUUCUAAAAGGUCCCCAGGACUUAUUUGCCACACUUUCAGUCUCAUCCUCACAGGAGUAUCCUGUAUGAUGAAAUUUCUGACAAAGAAUGUGACCAAGCCUAGUCGUGUUCCAUUGUAUGGUCUCCCCCCAUGUCUUUUUAUGCAUUUAAAUGAAGUUGCCUAAGAUUUCACCCUCCAUAAUUCCUAAUCCAUUGUAAGUGCUAGGCAAAGCUUAUUGUUAUGAAGAGCUGAGAUGUUACUUACCGGGUGCAUUCAUCAGAGCUAGCAGUGUUUUCCUCAAAGGACAGCAACAAGCAGUCCCCUGAAGAGUCCAUGCAUCUUAAUAGUGUGCAUGGGAACAGGGAGCUACUAGAGAAAGAAUUGCAAAUACAAGGCAAUUGUAUUGUGUGUUGAUGGAAAUGCCACAUCCUCAAGCGGGAGCCAAGGAUCCAGUCACAGAACUCAAUGUUCAGAGCUUAUAAACACAGAUCUCAUGAUCCUAAAACAUAGAACAACUGCCUCCAAAGCACUAAAUGAAGCUGCAUACAGUGACUGGCCAGUAAUAUAAUCCUGAACCUUGACCAGCCACAUACAAAUUGGCACUAUUCAACUUCCUCUAUGUUGCAUAGAACUGACACCAAAGAACAGUAAAAAAUAUUCAUACGCUUGAAUUUCCAAACGUGAGUUUGGAUUUUUUUGGCUCUCCAUUACAGUUCUACUUCAAAUUUUUAUUUUGAAACUGGAACCAAUAGCAGACAUACAAAUGUGUGUAUUUGUACUCUGCUAUUGUCCUAUUUUGAUAAAUGAUAAUACUUUCUUAAUGCCACGCUGGUGUUAGUUAUUUUAUAUUUUAGCAGUCAUCAUUUUUUUCCUUUUAGAAAAGCAUAUUAUGUGUUGAAGGCAAAACAACAUACAGAACUAGAAACUGCUUGCAGUGUCAACAUUGCUUUCCAAUUUCCACAUUUUGAAUGCAAUACACACACUGUGCACAGUGUUGUUAUGACAUGGAAUACCAAUCUGAAAGCACCUUUUUAAAUAACCAAAUUAUUUUUGUACUUAGGACAAAAAGGCAUGGGCCUGAACUAUUUUUUUACACAUUGGAACAGGAUCUCUUUCACCUUAAGGCUUGUUUGCACUAGUGUAUCCUUCCCUCCCUUUAAAUAAGGCAGCAAUAUUUUAGAACACACUGCUAGACAAUGUAUUGCUACAUAAACACAGUAGCGCAGUCAUACAGACAUGCAGGUACAAAGUGGGAGGUUUGGAUUUAAGGCUACCAUGUACAACUGAAACACCCUAAUUGAUUUUGUUUUUAGAGACCAAUGGAACAUGCACAUUUUAAGCAUGUAUAUUUUUAGUUAAAUAUUUAUAUAACAUACAAAUCACAUAAUUUUAAUGUAAAAAUAUUUUAGGUAUUUCUGCUGCCUCUCUGGGAUGUAGCAAAUGUGUGUUUCCUUUUUGUCCUGGCAGCUCUUUCCCUUUAAUAUGCUUAUACAUUCUGUCUGUGCUGUGCUGCACAGCACAGACAAAAGGGACUGCCAAUUAACAGGUGAAAUAUAUUCCCAUUUUGACUACCAACAGGAAAACUAUGAGGCCAAUUGCAUGACAUCUAUUUUAAUACUUACUUAGGGGGAAAUCCUUGAAAUCACAAGAUAAGAAAUAAUAGGGUACAGCUAAUAAGUCUAUAGCAGUUGGGUUCCCCACUUUUCUUCACUUGAGAAACAAUUUGUAACAGAAUGUUGUGCAGCUGCCUUAAAAAUGUAAAUUUCUAUAUUAGGGCAAAGACUUCAAUACCCACUUUAGGGGAAGGUGUAUAGAAAAUUUAGCUUUGCACACAAUUUUUGAAAUAUAUGGAUAGGAAGUAUUAUGCCUAUACAAAGUAGGAAGAAAAAUACAGGGAGCAUUUGUCUCUAAAAUUUACAUUUGCGGUCAAUACAGUCCUUUUGUGAUAUAUAAAUGAAAUGGGCCAGUGUUAUUUAAACAAGUACUCUGCAGAGGUCUACAAAGUUGCUAUAUAAGAAACUUCAGGAAAGAGGUAGAGAGGAAAUAUGUAAAUGUCCACACAAUUCAACAUAACAGCAGGGAAUGGUUCAUCAUCCUAACUUAUAAGAGUUUCAAGGUCAGAGUGUAGGAAACAUCUCAUUUUUUUACCCUGUUUGAAUUUUCUAUUUGAAAUUUUGAGCUGACAUCUGGCAGUUGCAUUGGAGAACUUAGUAACAAUAUUACAGCGCCAUGGAAAUAAACUGUUAAUUCUAUAUAGACCAAUUUAACAAAAAAUGCUAAAUUCCUAUUUGGAGAUACAUUAUUUGUUGACUAAUAGGGGAAGACAUUAUGAUGAGACAUUAUGAUUCCAUUUCCUUACAUUGCUUUCAUUCAAGCAACAUGAGAACUAAAACAGUAAGCAAGAAGGUUCAGUAUUAAAUCAUUUGAUUGAAAGCAAAACUGGGCCUCAGAACUUCCAUUUUACCUGUAAAAUGAUACUGUUUUGAAACUCUUCUACAGGUGCCACUAAAUGUCUUUUGCCUUACCCGCAUCAGGGAUUAUCCUCUCCUCCCGAGCUCAAAGCUGCACAUAAAUUCUGUAAAACCUUCUCACCCCAAGCCAGCAUAAUCAUAGAUCUAAGUUUAUUAGGAAUAAAUAGCUCACUGCACAAAAUAGUGUUGGUUAGACAAGCUCUGUGUUGACGAGUGUGAAAAAAUUGCAUUUUUAUCAUUAGGAAAUCCAGUUAUUUUUACGCACACUAACUCUUACAAAUACUUCUUUAAGCAACCAAUAGACUCUCCUCCCCAAAAAAACAAAUGUCACUGAAAUGCCAAAAAGUAGUUUUUUAGUUAUGCUAUAUGAAGUUUUUUGUUUCAAUACAUUUAUCUGUCUUUUUUUUAAAAAAAUUGGAAGCUUUGCCCUUCAUGUUUUAUUCAAAUCUUUACAUUCAACUACAGUUCUUUUAACAUACUUGAUUUCCUGAAACCUGUCUGAAUGUACAAGUCAUGGAAAUACCACUUUAACGAGUCACAUAAAAUCGCUAUAUGUAUGUAGCAGGGAAAAUGUCUUUCAUUUGUUCAAGUAUCAACUGUUGUAAUUUUUUUUCCUGAGCUUUUUUUUUUUUUUUUGCUUUUAUGUUUAAAAUUCUUUAUGGCUUUAUAAAUAAAAAUAAUCUAGUCUGUCUAUUCAAAAAUUGACAACUAGAGAAUAUAAUCCUAUAAA